GCAUCUUUCUUUGUGAUUAACCUUGCGACUUUGACCGAACGUUCUUCUUGCUCUUCCACGGGUCCGAUUAUUUCGUUAGCACCUCAGUAGACCGGCAUACCAGCACCAGGCAAGGCGGCCUCGGCGUGACUUGCGCAGUCGCCCUGUGCAUCACCGCCUCACGACCCAGACACCCCUCACGCGCAGUGCGCUCCUUCUACAACUACACCAUCACGACAACAUGAAACCCCGAGACUACUGCUGCUGCGCUAUUCCGCUCGUCAAUGCUGGAGUUUAUGCGGCUAUCAUCGAGCAAUUCGUGCUCGGUAUCCUUGCCGGGACCCUCUCGGUUGCAACCCCUAGUAUUGUCGGAGCUGCGACACCCUCAUUUGCUCCGUGGUUAUUUGCGAUAAUAUGCUACGUUGCUGCAGGCGUCCAGGUGCUCGGAUUCUUCGGAGUGUCUAGAGAGAGCCCAAACCUCUUCAAGCGUUAUGUUCAACUUCACCUGACUGCGCUCCUUGUUGCGUUCUCGGUGGCGAUCGCGUGGAUCAUAAUUUCUGCUACCCGGCACUCGACUGCUCAGAGUAAUUGCCUCAAGAACUUCUUUGACAACGACACCACCAACUCUGAGGGGACGACUCUCUGCAACAUAUUUCCCUGGGUAGAUGUCGGGAUCAUGGGCGGCCUAUGGGUCGUCCUGGCUAUUCUGCAGAUCUAUCUCUACGUUGUGAUCGCGUCCUACGGCGCCAUGCAACGGGAUGAUCACCAGCGAUACGACGCGACGAUCCCGCUCACAAGCGACCUUCCACCAGAUGACCGGUCAGACCCGUGGAAUGCCCGCCCUUCCACUGACUCAUUGGCAGGCGGCAACCACAACCACCUCGGACAUAAUAGGAAUACCAGCACCGCCAGCGCUGCCACACUGAUGCAAGACAAGGUGGAGCAACCGUUCGAUAGCUAUUCCGCUUCUCGAUACACUACGGGCAACACCUACCCGCCCAACAAUGGUUAUGGCAGCCCACCGAAGCAGCCCUUGGAAGCCUACACGCAGGAACCGCUGCCCACGCCCGAAUAUAGCAGCACUGGAAACCGUGUAACAUCGCCCGAUACCAUGAACAGGCCCGAGCGGACACUUGCCCAUCCAGGUCAGUCGUCUGUGUAGGGUGGCUAAAAUGCCCUGGUUGUACCUGCGUCAGCCUGCACGGGCAGAUCGUGCGACAACUUGGGCAGCGGAGGGAUCCUUUCGCAGGAAGACACCCCGAGUGAACAAUUCAGAGGACUAUCGCGUCCCGAUCCGACAGGACUUGUACAAUACCUACUCCAGACCUGGCUACAGUGGGUACAGAUAAAUCGGCCGCGGUAUGGACCGAGUAUCGGUACAGAGCCAUCACUAUAUAAUGACAUACGGACACUUUUUCUCGUCACCGCCGCGUGGCGCAGCUGCUAUCGCACCUGGCACCCCUUGUGAUCCAUGUGUCGUAAGUAGAGC
Punctularia strigosozonata HHB-11173 SS5 is the source of this 1468-nucleotide messenger RNA. RefSeq lists its product as uncharacterized. Bases 221 to 1141 code for a protein of 306 amino acids. The record is from RefSeq and is a predicted model, not a curated record. Lineage: Eukaryota; Fungi; Basidiomycota; Agaricomycetes; Corticiales; Punctulariaceae. The transcript has 5 exons.